Messenger RNA from Nicotiana tabacum (common tobacco), 660 nucleotides. Lineage: Eukaryota; Viridiplantae; Streptophyta; Magnoliopsida; Solanales; Solanaceae. The record is from RefSeq and is a predicted model, not a curated record.
AUGGCAGAGAUGCAAAAAUUGCAUGGACUAGACAUUGGAUAUCACAAGGCGUGGCGUGCUAUUCAACAUGCUUCCGCUUUAAUAAGAGGAAGUCCCGAAGAAAAUUAUGAAUUAUUGUGUUCAUACUUGUAUAUGAUGACAAGUAAAAACCCGGGAACUUAUACUAACAUAAAGAUAGACGACAACAACAGACCAGUGAUUGCUAUUGAUGCGACUUUUUUGAAGUCAAAAUAUCGUGGUGUUUUAAUGAUUUCAGUUUCAAAAGAUGCAAAUAACCAAAUUUUCCCAUUAGCCUUUGGAAUAGCAGAAUCUGAAAACAACAAUUCCUAUGAGUGGUACUUUAGUCAGCUUCGCAAUGCAAUUGGGAGCCGUGAGAAUUUGAUUUUUUUAUCAGACAGGCAUCAAGCUAUUGCAAAUGGCAUUGUAAAGGUAUAUCCUGAAAGCCAUCAUGGGAUUUGCAUCUAUCAUUUGGAGCAGAACCUAAAGCGAAGAAAGGUGAAAAGUGAGGUCAUAAAACUUUUCCAAAGCUCUGCAAGAGUAUACAAGCGUAAAGAAUUUGACAUAUAUAUGUCAGAUAUUGCAAAUGUAGAUAGGAAAACUUAUGACUACUUGAUGGAAGAACCGCCGGAAAGAUGGGCACGUUCUUGUAGUCCACAAUGA